CUGGGCCUGUCCGAGGCGUGGGGCGCGAAGCGGGCUGGGGGUAGCGGUGCCCCGUUUCAGUCCGGGGUAUCCAGAACCUCGCUAAACUGGUCACACGAGCCCCUCGGGCCUCCCUCGCGACCUGGGCUCGGUUCCAGGCCGAGCCUGGGUCCCCGGGGUGCAUCGGAGGGCCGACCGGACCCGAAAUCACCUGAGGGGAUAACGGAGUGCCAUGGGCCCCCAGAAGUUGUACUAUGUGGUGUCCAGAAAUGUUAGGAAAUACCAGAAAAGUUAUUCUCAAAGCCAAGGAAGGACAUUCCGAGAGAGGGAAGAGUAUAUGCAUAGGCUCCGGGAGUCAGUGACUUGAGCCUGGAGUGGGGGUGAGAAUUGCGAAGGGGCAACACUCGGGCGAGCUGAGCACUGGGGACUUGAGACUUGGAAGGACGGGGUGGGAGGAGGAUGGCAGUGGAAGUGAGCACGGAAAAGCCAGCGCUCACGUUGGACCAGAAACAGGAGUGGUGAGGACAAUGAUGGACGCGCGAUGGGAGGACGUGGGAACCCCUGUCGGCUCCAAGGGGAGGACACGGGGUGCGCGGAGGUGGGUGUCUUGCUGGGGAAGCCGGUGUGGGACAGGCCCAGGCAGAAGGCAGUGGAGCCCGGAGCCUGCGCAGAGGGUGAAGAGCGACGCGGAGUAGGCGCAGAAGCCGGGGGGACCUGUCCGCUGGUCGGAUCCACGACACUCUCAAGUCAUCUCUGCACAGAGGCGAGGAACCCGCGGUGGGGGCGCCUCUGCGGGCACUGGGGAGACUGUUUUGGCACUCCAGGCUGGGGCCCACGGGGGCGCCCUGGGUCUAAGACCCACCCCACCCCCGGAGGUGCGAAACGUCAGCCAGGGUUUCGGAGGGCCAAAGUAGACAAGGGGCCGCUAGCUGACCGCGCGGUUUCCGAAAUCGGGUCGAGAUGCCUCAAAAACCACUCCCGGCCCUGAGCCCCGCCUCGGAGGCGGGGGCCCGCCUGGCUAGCCAUCUGCUUCGCAUCGCUGCCGCCGCCGCCUCGUCCCGGGCCUCCCCGGCCCCAGGAAUGCAGCGGCAAGGCAGGCGGGGCGGUGCCUGGGGAGGGCGGUCAGCCCGCACCAGGUCUUCUCCUCCUCUUGACGGGUAGUGGGUCAAGCUGGAGUGGGGAACCCUUGGCCUCCAACAUUCCUGCUGGUCUACCUUGGCAGGAGGUGGGCUGUCUCUGUAAGCCACAGCGGCGUUGCAUUUACCUUCAUACCCUAGCAGCAGACUGGAUCUGAAAAAUACUUGCAUUUUCUGCUUCUGCCCCCAUCUCUGUAAAAUGGGGUUAGAUGGACCUCAGUUCCUGGGUGCUGGAGAUGGGGGUAGGUUGCCGUGACAGUGUGUGGAGCGUUUGUGGAAAGAACGGCCUCUGGACUGUGCCCACCCGAGGUCUGGGCCAUCCUUGUGAUUAAAAUGAAUGAGGCCCAGGAGGGAGAGGCGGGAGCUGGGCGCUGAACCUUUUAGUGCAGACUCUGCCGCAGAGACUCUUGCCUUGGCCAGGGAGUGGUUAUUGAGUUGGGGGUGCCAUUUCCGUUAGCAUGAUCAGGGGAGACCUGCCAUGAUGAGCACAGACCUACAGGAGAGAAGGGGGCAGCCCUGAGGGUAUUUGGGGCACAACUCACCCAACACCCCUCCUCCUUCUUGAAAGUUCCUUGGAAGCCCGCAGAUGCUGGGGGGGGCGGGGCGUGCGUGCCAAGCUCACACGAGGUGUGUCUAGUGCUUUGAGAAUGAGACUGCUUUUUAUAGAGGGGACACCCAACAGAUAAGGAUGAGCUUUGAGGCACCAGGCAGAUGGGUUAGCUGCCAGGUGAAAGGUGGCUCUCAGGAGGCCAGAGCCUAACUUGCAUAGAAUCUGGACGAGAAAGCAAGCUUAUUUUUCAGUAGAUCUGGUGUGGGCAUGGCCUCAACUUCCCAGCAUGGACAGGCCAGGGGCAACCUGAGAAGGAAGAGACAGAGGACAGAGGGGGCUGGUUUUUGACACUCCCGAGCUCUCUAGAUUGUCAUGUCAUCUAGUGGGCAGUUGCAUUAACAAGGCUAGUGUUGAGGGGGCAGGCCACACUGUAGCAGAUCCCAUGGCAUGACUCUUUACCUGGUGCCAGAGGAGAGCCAGACAUGUGAGAACCCAGAAAAGGUGAUAGCACAGAAGCCUCCUUGGUUGGGUCUGUGCAUGACCAGGGACAGAACAGGAUCUAAUGAGUGGACUCUAAGGUGGGGGAUAUGAGCUAAAUGCCACACAGCAGUGAUCGUGCCCCCCCCAGCAUCAACCUGUAGCACCACACACUGGCUCCAGGAACAAGGACUUGGCUUUGUAAGCCAUUGGAUGAGUUCGCCAAACCAUCCUUGUCUGCAGUGAUGAUCCUUGUGAGAAUGCAAGACUUGCUCUUGGUGAGCCCAGAUGGGCCUGGCCCUGCUGAGUGUUGGUGGCAGUGCUCAAGGCCUCCUGUGGCCUGCUCCCAUGACUGAAUUGCCCAGUGCAUGCCAGGCACUUCUUGGGGCUGCAGGUUCUUUAGCUAAAGAGUAGGGCCUGAGGCUGCUGAGCUGUGGGUAAAGGACCAGCGUGCCACUGAGCCUGAUGAUCUGAGUUCGAUUGCUGGAACCCUCAUGGUGGGAGAAAACUGACUUCCUCAAGUUGUCCUCAACUUCCACGUGCACACAGUGGGAGAGAUAAAUGUUUGUUUUAAAGGACAGGACCCAUGGGUCUGGCAGGAAGAAAGAGCUAAGAUGUGCACAGUUUGCUGGUUACUGCAGUCUGCUCUGCAACUUACGCUGACAGACUUAUAAACACCAUUGAGCGUCCUACACCCAGACUCCCAACCGCAGAACCGUGUACUAGGUCAGCCAGGGAAGACAGCGAUCAGUGUUUCCGGUGAUCCCAGCAGGCCACUUGGCAACUGUGAAGGGGCACUGUCUGGACAAUCUGGUCUAGAACCAGGUGGAAGUGGAUCUUUCUGAGAAGGGGUCCUUGACAUCCCUGGGACAAGGUGGGUGGUCCAAUGGGGACAGCAAAAAACAGGCCUGUUUCAUUUUUCUGUGGUUUCCACUUUAUCUGUGGAAAAUAUGCAAAGCCUGUUCUCUUAGUUUAAGGUUUUAUGGGCUCUGUCCCUCAAGUCCCAACUUUGAUCUGAGGGGCGAACAGAACUUUGACUGGGCAGGGGGCUUUUGGAGGCAGCUGGAUCCUAUCUACGGUGUGACUAUUACCUCAAACUGGUCGGGGCAGCAGGCAGUGUGGAGCUUUCAUUUCAACCUGCUCCUGCCCCUUGCUGGGUUCUGAAUUCGCAAGCCCCAGGGGAAGCACACUCAUUUCCUCUAAAAUGUAAAGGAAUGCUACAUUUCUGUAGGACUGGGGCGAAACUCUGGACUUCUGGGAAUCUGUCAUUUCAGUGACUGUCCCCUCUACCUCAGCUGGACUCUGAGGCAUCCUCCCUAGCUCCCUGACAGGGCAUUCACACCAGAGGCCUCUCCGAACUGUAGCACCCUGAAAUGCUGCACUCAGACAUUUGACCUCUGAGGUGUAGCUCAAGGUUUCAUCUCAACAGAGUCCCCUGAAAACUGACACAGCGUGUACUUUGCAAGGCCAAACAACACGAGUAAAACAGUAAAUACAAGUAGAUACUCCAGCCUCCCUGCCUCGGGAGGGCACUGGGCCUCAGUUUGCUUUGACUUCUAUGUGUGGUUCCCCUGGCCUACAGCAAGGUGCCUGCCUCCAGCCGACCCUUCUGAAGGAACUCUCCCUGUAGUCUACACUUGGCUCCACCCCCUCCACAGAUGCUUGUCCACUCUGGGUUUUAGCCUCCUGUGGGUAUCCAGGUGCCCCCGGGCCCAUCUGACAGUGGCAUCACAGUCAUGUCACAUUUGGGUAAACACCCAUCUGGCUAGGCCCCUAGCCCUCAGGAACGUGCUAGUUCUUCAAAAGGUAGUGAGAGGCAGGUGGCUCCCUACUCCUCCGUAUUCACUGCCGCCCCUUCUUGGCCCCGCUGAUUCCCAUUUCUUACCCUUGAGGCUGAUGGCGGCGGAGCCCCUGUAGAUGACAGUUCUUGAAGUUCCCAGGUGCUCACGUGCUGCGCUGGCUGGAAGCAGUUGGGGGAUGAGUGUGGGAUUGCGGUGUGCGAAGGCAAUUCCACGUGCUCAGAAAACGAGGUGUGCGUGCGGCCAGGCGAGUGCCGCUGCCGACAUGGCUACUUCGGUGCCAACUGCGACACUAGUGAGCGCGGGGCGAGAGUGCCCGCGCCAGUUCUGGGGGCCUGACUGCAAGGAGAGAUGCAGUUGCCACCCCCACGGACAGUGCGAGGACGUGACUGGACAGUGUACAUGUCACGCGCGCCGCUGGGGUGCCCGUUGCGAGCAUGCAUGCCAGUGCCAGCAUGGCACGUGCCACCCGCGGAGCGGCGCGUGCCGCUGCGAGCCGGGCUGGUGGGGCGCACAAUGCGCUAGCGCGUGCUACUGCAGCACCACAUCACGGUGCGAUCCGCAGACCGGCGCCUGCCUGUGCCACGCAGGCUGGUGGGGCCGCAGCUGCAACAACCAGUGCGCCUGCAACUCGUCGCCCUGCGAGCAGCAGAGCGGCCGCUGCCAGUGUCGCGAGCACACGUUCGGCGCACGGUGCGAUCGCUAUUGCCAGUGCUUCCACGGUCGGUGCCACCCGGUGGACGGCACGUGCGCCUGCGAUCCCGGCUACCGGGGCAAGUAUUGUCGCGAGCCAUGCCCCGCUGGCUUCUAUGGCCUGGGCUGUCGCCGUCGGUGUGGUCAGUGCAAGGGCCAGCAGCCCUGUACUGUAGCUGAUGGCCGUUGUGUGACGUGCGAACCGGGUUGGAACGGAACCAAAUGUGACCAACCCUGCACCAUUGGUUUCUAUGGCGAGGGUUGUAGCCACCGCUGCCCGCCUUGCCGCGACGGGCACGCCUGCAAUCAUGUCACUGGCAAGUGUACGCGCUGUAAUGCGGGCUGGAUCGGCGACCGGUGCGAGACCAAGUGCAGUAAUGGCACUUACGGUGAGGACUGUGCCUUCGUGUGCUCUGACUGCGGCAGCGGCCACUGUGACUUCCAGUCUGGACGCUGCCUUUGCAGCCCUGGUGUUCACGGACCUCACUGUAAUGUUACAUGCCCUGCCGGGCUCCACGGCGUGGACUGCGCCCAGGCUUGCAACUGUCACGAGGAAUCAUGCGACCCGGUUACCGGUGCCUGCCACCUGGAGACCAAUCAGCGCAAAGGUGUGAUGGGCGCGGGCGCGCUGCUCACGCUGCUCCUCGGCCUGCUGCUCUCGCUGCUCGGUUGCUGCUGCGCCUGCCGGGGCAAGGACCCGGCGCGCCGGGAACUCACGCUUGGAAGGAAGAAGGCACCUCAGCGCCUCUGCGGGAGCUUCAGCCGUAUCAGCAUGAAGCUGCCUCGAAUCCCGCUUCGCAGACAGAAGCUACCCAAAGUCGUAGUGGCCCAUCAUGACCUAGAGAACACGCUCAACUGCAGUUUCCUGGAACCGCCUUCAGGGCUGGAGCAGCCCUCACCAUCAUGGUCCUCCAGGGCUUCCUUCUCAUCCUUUGACACCACAGAUGAAGGCCCUGUGUACUGCGUGCCCCACGAGGGUGAGUGUGGCCUGCUCGGCCAUCCCUCUGGCACAGUGGACGGCCUUGCUCUCUGUGCUGGAGGUGGAGGCAUCAGGGCACCAAGAGGCCAAGGGCUUCUGCCCUGCUGGGAGGCGACUGAGAGCCGAGACCCGGAAGCUCCUGCCCCUCUGGUUGAGGUGCCCGCUGCGUCCCUAGCGCCCAUGAGCACCCCGGUGCCCGUGGAGGAGGCAGCGGCCCUCCCUGCAUCCUCAGACAGCGAGCGCUCGGCGUCCAGCGUGGAGGGGCCCGGGGGAGCGCUGUACGCGCGUGUGGCCCGGCGCGAGGCCCGGCCGGCCCGGGCCCGAGGUGAGGCUGGGGGCUUGUCACUGUCUCCGUCGCCCGAGCGCAGGAAACCACCGCCACCCGACCCUGCCACCAAGCCUAAAGUGUCCUGGAUCCACGGCAAGCAGGGCGCCGCGGCUGCUGCCCCGUCACCGCCGGCCGCCGGCCGCAUGGCUGCGCCGAGCCCUAGCGGGAGGAAACGGACCCCCAGCAACACGUCGGUGCAGUCCCCGGGCCUGACCGAAGAGGUCCCCGCCCCGGCCGCACCCUCGCCGCCCCGGGUCCGAGCGCGCGGCCGCGGCCCGGGUCUCUCGGAGCCCACGGACGCGGCUGGUCCCCCGCGCAAUGCGCCCGAGGCCGCCUCUAUGUUGGCAGCCGAGCUGCGGGACAAGACUCGCAGCCUGGGUCGCGCCGAGGGGCCGCCGGGGCCGCGGGAGAAGCCGCCCCCGCCGCAGAAGGCCAAGCGCUCCGUGCUCCCCGCCUCGACGGCCCGCGCAUCCGCGGCGUCCGAGGCCACGGCGCCCGAGAAGGCAGCGGCCGGGACACCCGCGCCCGAGACCCCUCGGAAGAAGACCCCCAUCCAGAAGCCGCCGCGGAAGAAGAGCAGAGAGGCGGCGGGGGAGCUGAGCAGGGCGGGAGCGCCACCCGCAGCUUCCUAGGCUCACAGCUCGCGAGCCACCGCGUUUCUCGACGCCGUUUCCCGCGCGGCCGCAGCGAAGCAUUUCAUUGGCCCAAGCACAUAGCGCCCGGCACGAGGCUGUGUCUGACUGGCCCAGGCUCCGGCAGCCGCUGCUCGGUUGUGUCUGCUCUCAGGCCUGGCGGACACUUAGCUGGCUACUCGCUCCCGCUAGCAGUGUUGUGGAGCUUUUCUAGCAAUCUGUGUCUCAUUGGCCGUGGCUGGGAGAGCCUGCAGACUUCUUACUGGCCAAGAGUGUGCUUGGCUGGGCUAUCCUGUCAUUGGCUGACGCCAGGAGCGCGGAUGCCUCUCUUGCCAGGGCCUGGUGCCUAUGGCUGUAGGGUCUUUUUCUUAAAGAUAGCCAGAGGCUGCUCCCAUUGACUGUGGGCUCGUGAGUAUCUGGUUGACCCGAACCUGGGGAGGAGAGCUGGUUUCUGCCCCUCAGGUGGCUCAGCACAUCUUGGCCUGUCCCUUCCCCAACCUCCACCGACAUCAGCCCUGGUCCCUCAGCUGUCAAGCUGGCUUUGAUGGCCUCCCACCACCUCACAAUUGUGGGAACCCCAGGGACGACUCUGGUGGCCUUAGACAUAUUUAUAGGCCCCGGGCAGGGCUGCUCCCACCCAUCUGGGGUCUCCAGGAUGGGUUCCUCCUAGUAGGGCCAAACCAAAGCUUUCUUAAUAAAAUGCUUCUCCCCA
Mesocricetus auratus (golden hamster) is the source of this 7285-nucleotide messenger RNA. RefSeq names its product scavenger receptor class F member 2 (gene Scarf2). NCBI's taxonomy places the organism in Eukaryota, Metazoa, Chordata, Mammalia, Rodentia, Cricetidae. The transcript has 11 exons. The record is from RefSeq and is a predicted model, not a curated record. Gene Ontology annotation, molecular function: scavenger receptor activity. The coding region runs from base 4060 to 6573 and encodes 837 amino acids.